Messenger RNA from Colletotrichum higginsianum IMI 349063, 756 nucleotides. Its product is annotated as Upf0326 protein hag1. Lineage: Eukaryota; Fungi; Ascomycota; Sordariomycetes; Glomerellales; Glomerellaceae. Bases 1 to 756 code for a protein of 251 amino acids. The record is from RefSeq and is a predicted model, not a curated record. Gene Ontology annotation, biological process: protein deubiquitination. Gene Ontology annotation, molecular function: deubiquitinase activity. The transcript has 2 exons.
AUGGCUCCCCGAUCGAGCAACCCCAGACAAUCCGUUGCUUCGCACAGGUCGACAUUAUCGCUGUCAAAGACCGAAGUCUCGAUCCAUGUCUACGAUCUGCUUCCUCCAGGGCGGUUAUCCUCUGUCCUCUGGACGGUCGGCGCGUCACUUCUUCAUUCAGGCGUCGUCAUUAACGGCAGAGAGUAUGCCUACGGCGGACACGAGCGACGCGGGGUGACCGGGGUCUACUGGACGAAGCCCAAGACAGAGCCCCCCGGCGGCACGUUCAAGUCGGAGAUCCUUCACGGCUUCACCUUUGCGACGCAGGCCGAGAUCGACGCGAUACUCGAGGAGGCGUCCAAGGAGUUCCUGGGUACCUCCUACAACCUCCUGACCAAGAACUGCAACCACUUCACCUCCUACCUGUGCAAGAAGCUUACCGGCCGUCCCGGUCCUGGCUGGCUCAACCGUGCGGCGAGCAUCGGCGUCGCGUUGCCAUGCGUCGUCCCCCGAGACUGGAUCGACCCGCCCGAGUACGAGACUGCCGACGGCGCGCUCCUGGAAGAUGACGAUGACCACGCACACGAAGGCUCUAGGAUGCUGAAGCAGUCACCGCCGAGAUUUCUCACCCAAAACCCAAAGGAUCAGGCCGAGGACGCCGACUGGGACAGCGAAGAUGAGCGUCGCCGUGGAGGUAAUGGCAAGGGCAAGAAAGCUGUGAGGGACACUGCAGGGCGCGAUCUGCCUGCUGCCGAAAGGGCCCCUGAUGGGAAGUGA